AUGGGUUCCCUCUAUGAGGUGCUUGGAAUUUCAACAGGUGCAAGUUGCCUUGAGAUAAAGACAGCUUACAGGAAGCUCGCAAGGACGUGCCACCCUGAUGUUGUGGCUAUGAAUCAGAAGGAAAGCUCAGAGAAGCAGUUCAUGAUGAUCCAUUUAGCUUAUUCAAAAUUGUCUGACCCAAACAAGCGUGCUCAAUAUGAUAGAGAGAUCUUUGCACACAGAAGUGUAGUUUCUGUGUCAGCAAGAAAUAAGACAUACUCACAUGCUGGAAGGAGAUGGGAAACGGACCAGUCAUUGAUUGUGAUAAUCAAUUGCUUCAAGGUGAUUUCUGAGACUGAAAUCCAACAGUGGUAUCAAGAGCUUGACGAUCCGGCGACCGGCGACGUGAGCCACCACCAGUGCACGGCGAUCUACGGCGGAGUGUGA
Lotus japonicus is the source of this 426-nucleotide messenger RNA. Its product is annotated as chaperone protein dnaJ 11, chloroplastic-like. Bases 1 to 426 code for a protein of 141 amino acids. The transcript has 2 exons. The record is from RefSeq and is a predicted model, not a curated record. Lineage: Eukaryota; Viridiplantae; Streptophyta; Magnoliopsida; Fabales; Fabaceae.